CGCACCUUACCUUUUUCUUCCAGUGGAUCCAGUUGCUUCUCUGCAUGUGGCGACUGUGGCCGGCCAUUCAGCACGGAACGGAAUUUGGCACUGGAACGAUUGGCUGAAAUAGUGCCAUUUCCGUGCGUAUUCCAGUGCGAGGGCUGCGUCAUCUAUUCACGUUUGGACUCGAAAAUCGACCAUGAGGAGUUUUGUUCAUUUCAGUUACUCGGUUGUCCCUUUUGUCCUGCAAAGCUACGUGGACGUUGGAAGACUCUGGCACAGCAUUUGGCUUCGGAGCAUCCGCUUGUCAAGUCGCAGUGCUUCCCAGUUCAGAUUCCGGCGAGCACGGAGGAGCUCUGCCGUGCGGUGAAGCUGAAAGAACCUUUCGAAGAGUUCACUGUCUUGCAACACAGAGGUCGCUCAUCGUCACGUCUUCGCCGCCACGCUGUUGCUUCUGCUGCAGCCACUCCCCCGGCCGCGCCUCAAUUCCCCGACGAAGGAGAAAUAUUUGUUCUCGCCGUUUGCACAAGGCCUGAGCAUGACAGCGUGUUGUACACAAUGCGAGCAUUUCGUGCCAAAACGGUUGAAGCUUCAGCGCAUUACCGCUUAACCUUUGCGUCCGAUGGAAUGUCAACUCUGUCCUACGCGGGUGUUGUGCAAGCUUGGGUGGCGAGGAAGAAUGAUGUGGCUAAUAAGGGCAAUUCCUUGGCACUUCCCAGCGACUUUUUCCUCAACUCCUUGAACGUAUGUUCUUUGGAAGUCGAGCUGAUUCUGGACCAAGUGUCGUCUUGAAGUGCUGGAUUAUUCUGCGCAAGAUAUCUUCAUCAUCCUUUCUGAGUGGGGCUAUGGGAGUUCGGCUCUGCUAACACAAGG
Molecule: messenger RNA, 855 nt
Organism: Notodromas monacha
Lineage: Eukaryota; Metazoa; Arthropoda; Ostracoda; Podocopida; Cyprididae
Source: the annotation of a GenBank genome assembly